Molecule: messenger RNA, 6368 nt
Organism: Scleropages formosus (Asian bonytongue)
Lineage: Eukaryota; Metazoa; Chordata; Actinopteri; Osteoglossiformes; Osteoglossidae
Gene: ak9
Product: adenylate kinase 9
Exons: 35
Coding region: 165-6038 (1957 amino acids)
Biological process (GO): nucleobase-containing compound metabolic process
Molecular function (GO): nucleobase-containing compound kinase activity; ATP binding; ATP hydrolysis activity
Source: RefSeq, a predicted model, not a curated record
CAAAGCUGAGAGAGUGCUAGAAUCGCGGCUUUUAAAAAUACUGUAGCUUGUAACUUGUAAAUCUAUAGAGAACUACGGGUUUCAAUGAGUCUGAGACUUAUAUAAGGAGUUAUUUUUGACAGUUCUGAACGAGUCAGUAAAUUCACGUUUCUUUUGAUAAAGAGAUGAGCUCAGCAGUAGAUGGGGGAGACCCUACCACAUACCCACUUGUUGACAACCUCAUUGAAGAUGAGGCUGAGAAAGAGUUCCUUCUGGCCAAACCCACAUGUUUCAUUGUGGUUGGGAAACCUGGUGUAGGAAAGUCUAUGCUUGCCAGGAGAAUCGCUCAGCAUUUUAGGUGUGUCCUUGUUGAUGAUACGCAGCUUCUUAAUUACCACAUCAACAAUGGUACAGAACUGGGUUUGAAGAUGAGGGACACCCUUAACAGGGGGAACAGCAUUCCAGAGGAAACGGUCAUUGAGAUGGUUCUCAACAAGCUCAAGUCUCCAGAAGUGGAGCAUUAUGGUUAUGUGCUGAGCUGCCUGCCCUCCAUGGACGAAGACUACUUGAAGAUACCCGAACAAAUAGAGACCAUAAAAAACCUAAAAAUGGCACCAGAUUUCAUUGUAAAUCUUAAGAUCCCCGACACUGUCCUGAUCCAGCGUCUUUGCAGCCAGCGGUUUUACCUAGGAAUGGAAGAGGUCUCCUGGAAAGAGGAAUGGGACGUCGUCAAAAAGGAGAAAGCCAAGGGAGAAGAGGAUGAGGGAAAGGAGAACAACCAGGCAGAGGAAGAGUCGGAUGAGAAGGAUCUUCCCAGAGACGUAUUCGCACGAACUGUCCGACUGGGGGAAAAUUUCCCAGAAAACGUUUACAGAAGAAUCCGUUUAUUCAAAGACACUUUGCUCAGACCCUUAGAGGACUUCAUGAUGAGCCAUGAUCCGCUCUUCCAGUUCGAGCUGGAUGGAAAUAAGGACCCCGAUGAGCUGUUUUUGUCGCUGAUGUCGCGCCUGGAGCCCAUGGCUGUCCGGAGAGCCGCGGUGCCCGUACAGCUCAUGCAGACAGAGGAGGAGGAGCCAGUGGAGGAGAUGGAGACCGAAGAGCUGCUGCGAACCCUGUCCAUAUGCAAGCAGGUGGCCCCUGGGUUCCGCUGGAGGCGCAGCCGCUGGGCCUGUUUCUGUCCCGUGGCGCUCCGGGAGGGGAAGGUCGUCCGCGGGAAGCUAGAGUUCGCCGUCAGCUUCCUGGAUAAGAUCUACGUGCUGUGUUCUCAGUGGGCCCUGCUGAAGUUCACGCGCAACCCGCGGCCCUACCUCCUGCCGCCAAUGCCCCGCCGCCCGUGCAGGGUGGCAGUGGUGGGACCCCCGUGCUCGGGGAAGAGCACGCUGUGUGCGCUCAUAGCCAAGCACUAUGCCUCCGUGGUGGUGGAUACGGAGGCCCUGGUGAGACCCGCGCUCGAUCAGGCAAGAGCCGCUAUGCUGGAGAAGAUCCGGGCGGAGGUCACACCUACUGCCAUAGCAAAGGUCAAGGCGAGUCUAGGGGUGGAGGCCACUGGCAGGGCAGACAGCACAAAGCCAGGCAUCGGCCAGGAGGGAGAUGCACAAGAGAAGCAGGCAUACGAUGGGAUGGAAGUAACGGAAAGUCACCCAAUGGUUGAAGCCAUGGUGAUGGAGGCUCUACAGGCAGCGGAGCUGGAUGUCACAUCACUGCCGUUGGAUCUCUUUGUGGACGUGCUGGAGAAGCACAUCCGGGAGAUUCAGUCCACUGACAUCCCAGGGCAGCUCAAGACAGGCUGGGUGCUGGACAACUUUCCAAGGAAUAGGAGUGAGCUGGUAGCCAUAGAGGACCAUGACAUCAUGCCAGACAUGUUGUUCUGCUUGAGAGAUAAUACAGAGGACGCUAAGACAAUACUGGCACGGAUAUACAAUGCCAAAAAAGAGGAGGUGAACGCAGCAAUUCUGAAGAGAAUGCAGGAGAAACGGAGGCAGGAAGCCCACCAAGCUCAGGAAGCCCAGGCAGUACAAGCAGUACAGGACUCCCGGGACUCCCAGGAGUCCCAAGAGGGCCAGGAGGGGCAAGAGGUUCAGGAAGCCGAGGAGGUCCAGGAGGUCCAGGAGACCCAGGAGGCCCAGGAGACCCAGGAGGCUCAGGAGGCUCAGGAGGCCCAGGAAGCCCAGGAAUCCCAGGAAGCCCAGGAAGCACAGGAGGUCCAGGAGGUCCAGGAAACCCAGGAAGCCCAGGAAGCACAGGAGGUCCAGGAAGCCCAAGAAGCCCAGGAGGCCCAGGAAGCCCAGAAGGCCCAGGAAGUCCAGGAAGUCCAGGAAGUCCAGGAGGUCCAGGAGGUCCAGGAAGCCCAGGAGGUCCAGGCGGCCCAGGAAGCCCAGGAGGUCCAGGCGGCCCAGGAAGCCCAGGAGGCCCAGGAAACGCAGGAAGCCCAGGAGGCCCAGGAGGUCCAGCAGGCCCAAGAAACCCAGGAGACCCAGGACACCAAGGAGACCCAGGACACCAAGGACACCCAGGAGACCCAGGAGACCCAGGACACCAAGGAGACCAAGGAGACCCAGGAGGACCAGGAGGCCCAGGAAGCCCAGGAGCACCAGGAAGGUCCCAAGGGUCAGGAGUCAGUGAGGCACACGGAGGAGUCAGAGGAGGGUUCGAGGUCUGCUCCUGAGGAAGAAGUCUUGUUGCCGGAGGUCUGGGAAAAAGGAUAUCCCGACAGCCCAGAAAUGGACGCCUUCAGAAAGAACGUGAAGCAGUUUUAUCAGGACUGGGAGAAAAUGCCGAUUUCGAAGAAAGCCAGCCUCAUAGCGCUCAACAUCGGCGGCAAGUCUCCGGAAGACCUUCUGUCCGAGGUGCUGUCCCUCAUGGAAAGGCCGUUCAGGUAUGCCGCCUGGGAGCUGUCCGACAUGGACCUGUAUGAGGAGGAAGAGGACGUCGUGGCCAUGGCAGAUGCCAUCACUGCUGAGGACGUGGAGGAGGAGGAGGAGGACAUGGAGGAGCAAGAACAGGAGGCCGAGGAGGAAACCUCUCUGCCCAAGAGGAUUAUGGGAGACACGAAGCACUUCUGCCCGGUGGUGCUGAAGGAGAAAUUCGUCCUGCUUCCCUGUGGCGACGACCACCCGGUCAAGUACAGAGAGAAGACCUACUACCUGUCCAGCCCGGAGGCCAAGGACGCGUUCCUGCACGCUGCAGAAGCGCAUGUCUCCAGUACCCAGCUGCUGCGGGCCCCACCCCUGAGGGUAUUCCUGCUGGGAGUGCGCGGCUCUGGGAAAUCCACCCAGGGCAGGUGGCUGGCCGACCGCCUGGGAAUCUUCCACAUCCAGUUCCGGGAGCGGCUGCAGGAGCUGAUCAUUGGCAAGACCCAGGUGAAGAUCCCCUACGGCGACGAGGUGGAAUCAGAAGACGAGAUGACCUUCCGCACCCUGGAGAGCGGCGAAGACGGCGUUCCGCUGGAGGUGUGUCCUUUCAGCUCCGCUCAGUUUCUCCAGUCUGCUGUGAGGACGGCACACACUUUGUAUCUGUACCCACAUGAACUGUCUUCUCCCCGACCCCUGGCUGAGUGGCAGGUUUUGCUCACUGAGGAAGAGGAAGCAAUCAAGUCUUGCCUGUUUGAUGGCGAGCCGCUGCUCCCAGAGGUGCUGGACGGGAUCGUCCCUCAGUGGUGGGAGCAGGAGCCCUACAGAUCUACAGGCUUCAUCCUUGAGGGGUUCCCCCAGAACCUGGAGGACGUGCAGUACCUGGUGGACCGCUUGCUCUUCCCGGACGCAGCCGUCAUCCUGAUGGUGGAGGAGAUAGACGUCGUGCACCGCCUGCUGCCCUCCCGCCUAGAACGCUGGAGGGAGAAAAGGAAGCGGAGGCGCGAGCAACGAAAAAAGGAGGCAGAAAUCAGACUCAAGGCCUGGGAAGAAGCAAGAGUUAAAAGAAGAGCUGAGCUCUUGGCUGAAGUUACAGCAGAACUGCAAGAACGGGAACUAGAGGAGGAUGAAGACUUCGAGCAAGCGCUUAGAGAUGCCGAGGAGGAGGUGGAGGCUAUGUUGCAGGAGGAGCUCCCUCCCGAGGAUGAUGACGAAGAGGAGGAUGAAGAGACGGAGGCUGUCGCCGUGGAGCGCCUGGAGGUGGAAAUUGGGGAGAGGUUCCAGACGGACGACCUCAACCUCCAGAAGAUCACAGAUACCCUGAUGGAUCACAGGGUUCCCCGGAUCUUGGUCAUUGCGAGAAGGUUGCCUCGGAUUGUCCGUUACCAGCUGUACAACAAGCUGAAACACCUGAUAGAGUACCGUGAGUCGCUGUUUGAGAAGGGCCAGCCUUUGAGUUUCACCAUGGCUCGCAGGAUGCUGCACCUCUCCUUCAAAUACUACAGCAACUUCGGGAUGUGGGACCCAGUCAAGCUGAGCGAAGGGGAGAUGAUGCAGCCGAUACAGGAUCCCUCGAACCCGAGCUUCCCUGUGCUUUUCCACCAGUUCAUUUACUUCUUUGCCUCCAAAGAAACUCGCAACAAAUUCCUGCUGAACCCGAUCAAGUACCUGAAGCAGCCCAGACCCAAGCCAUCUCUGCCGAUCAAAGUGGCCAUCGUUGGCCCAGCGAAAUCCGGGAGAACCACAGUUGCCAAGAAGUUUGCCAGCGAGUACGGAAUCCAGCGUCUAUCCAUUGGCAGUGCCAUGAGGGCUGUGCUGACCAAUCAGGGCCACCCAGAGCUAAUGGCGCAGAUGCUGAAGCACCUGUGGCAGGGCCUGACCGUCCCCGACGAGCUGGCUGUUAAGUGCCUGGAGGUGGCGCUCAUGAGCCUCGUCUGCAGCACCAGAGGGUUUGUCCUCGACGGCUUCCCCGUGACAAAGAGACAAGCUGACCUGAUGGAGAGUCGCGGCAUCAUCCCUUUCCGGAUAAUCGAGCUGCAGGUGGACAUGGUGGAGUCUCUGAAGAGGGGUCUGCUGGACAAAAUGAUGACGCCCAGGCCCCACCUGGUGCCUGACAGCCCUGACGCCCUCAGCGUUCGCCACUCCUGCUACCAACGUGAGGCUGAGGCCGUGAGGCAGCACUUCCAGGAGCGCUACCAGAACUGGGUGUCUGUGGACGGACACCGGAACAAGUGGAUGGUGUGGAACAAUGUCCUGCAGGAGACGCUCGCCAGUGUGAGGCACAUCCAGAUCUACCUGGAGAGGAUACGACAAGGCCAGGCAGCCUGCAUCGACCGCCUGUGCAUCACCCCCACCGAGCUGCAGGCCAGAAUGGGGGAAUUUGGCCUCUACUGCCCCGUCAGCCUGGCCCUCCGACACGAGCUGGUGGACUGCUCCCUUUCUCCCUCCCUGGAACUGGCGGCCGAGUUCCAAGGGCGCUACUACAAAAUGGCCUCCAGGGAGUUUCUAGAAAAAUUCCUUGCGACACCAGAGAAGUACGUGUCCCCAGGAUGUCCUCAUCGUCUCCCUCCUCCCGAGCUGCUGCCGCAGCGACUCACAGCCCUGGAGGUGAAGGCCAGGUUCCCCCAGCAGGUGGAGAUGAAGGGCCACUGCCCUGUCACCUACCUGGAUGGAGGACAGAGGUAUGAGGCUCUGGUACACGGGAACUCGGAGUUCGCCGCCGAAUACAGGGAAAGGAUCUAUAUCUUUGAGAACGAAGAAAAGCUCCAGAAGUUUCUGAGGUUACCUGAGAAGUACUGGGACCAGAAGCUUCCCCACAAACUCCCUCCCAUUAAGGAACCGGUGCUGCUCACAUCCCUUCCCAUGCUGGGAUACCUGGAACAGGGUGUGGCUACAGCGGUGAUAAGGGCUUUGACAGCGGUGGGAUGUUUCAAGCCGAAGUUUCCCUUCCUGAGCGCCAAGAGAUCUGCUCUGCUCUACAUGGCUCACCACCUGAAAGCGUUCAACCCCAGGAAGUCCGACUACGUCCGCAGCAAGUACAAGAAGAAGCUGCGGCACUUCGAGGAGGACUGUGAGCUCGUGUCGUACCUCGGCUCCAUCAUGACUCAGGAGUACAAAGAGCCCAGAGAGCGGCCCAUCGACUUCGAACAUAAAAUUCAUCGCUUCCUGGCACUGAAACAUACCAGAUACAACCCAGAAGGGGUCAUUUAACAUUUGGCGCUCCCAGCUCACAGCCCGUUCAUUGGCUCACGUGUUCGUAUCAACAGUAAUGGUAAAUGAAGUGUUUUAGUGGAUUUAACAGUCAAAUACAUUGGUUCCAGCUGUUAGAAAGUUAUGAAUUUUACCUGACCGUUUACCUGUCGAGCCAGUAGAUGACAGUAAGAGCACCUAAACAGACUGGACUUGCGGGACCACCUUAAUUCAACUCAUUUCCACGGUGUUUACAGCUCAUGCCUGCAGUUCCUGAGUGUUAGGGAUGAAUAACAUGAUGGGGAACGUUGCACAUUUAUGGGAGGAAUACAUGGCAAAGAAGGAGUUUUG